AUGAAAGCCUUGCUGCUUGGAGCGGCCUUCCUCAUCGCGGCGAUCCUCGUGUACGACUAUUUUUGGACAGGAUUUGCUGGCUUACGUGCUGACCACCGAAGUGUGCGUGAAGCAUGGCCGGACUCAACAGAUGCAGCAGAUGAGAGGGCCUAUGACAUGCUAAAGGACAUCGGCAGGGACCCAGCUUUGUCAAAGUUGAUGCAACGGCACCACUUACGCACCGGCUGUCUCAAGGAAUUGGGUCCUCAUGAUCCUCGGUACAAGUACGACAGGCAGGCGACCCAGUUUGAAGUCUUGGAGGGCUACAAUGACAUAAUGACAUUAGAUGGGUAUGGACCAUCUGCCCGAGGUUCUGCCUACAUCGCACUCAGGUUGCGCGAUCCUCCGGGUAAUCAACUGCUACCACGGAACAGAGUGGUUCAUACAUUGCUGCACGAGCUUGCCCACUGCCGAUAUGAUGGAUCAGCAGACCCAGUGAAGCACAUGAGAGCAGAUGUCAGGGAUCCUGCAGAGAAGCAAUUUCGGGCCUUUUUGAGUCAGCUCGAGAGUGAUUAUAAAGAGCUGCGGCAAGCAGCUCAAAGGACCAAGGCCGAGCCGCCACAAAGCAGAGAGCUUCAGCUACACCUGACCGCUGCAGUCUCCACAGCGUCGUCGGCGGUAGCGGCAGCCCGCCAGAUUGUAACGGAGUCGUGCAAAACCAUCAAUUCCUGGCAGUGUGCCGUGGCAUUUUUGCUAAUGUGGUUGCUUCGGAAGCUGCUCCGCUGCAGGGCGGGCAACUUUGCGAAGGGGCAAUGUGUCCGCACCCGCGCCCUUCCGGCGAUGCACCUCAACGGCAUCGAAGGUGUACUCACCUCCUACCACUUGUGGAGAGGUGCUUGGUCCUUGAAACGGCGCAACGGAGCUACGAUCAUGGUAAGAGCAAGCAAUCUAGAAGGAAUUCCUUGA
Symbiodinium natans is the source of this 945-nucleotide messenger RNA. The record is from the annotation of a GenBank genome assembly. NCBI's taxonomy places the organism in Eukaryota, Dinophyceae, Suessiales, Symbiodiniaceae.